This is a messenger RNA of Paramuricea clavata, 11973 nucleotides long. The record is from the annotation of a GenBank genome assembly. Lineage: Eukaryota; Metazoa; Cnidaria; Anthozoa; Malacalcyonacea; Plexauridae.
AUGGGACUCACUCAGGUUAGCGCUUCAGAUUAGCGAAAUAAACAAAUUCUGUUUUAUCUAGUGUUGCAACCCUAUGGCGUCAUCCAUGUUUGACGAAGAUGUUAACCAAUGUUGUAUAUUUUUGCCAUUUUUGAACGAAAUAACAUUUAAAAACUAUACCAUGCGCUAAUUUGCCCUACAUCAUGCAAUAUUUUAUUGAACGAAAUGAAAGAUCUCCUGAAAACGAAUCAUUUAAUAAACAACUCAUAAAGAGAUUACCACAACUGUUUUCCAUCAUGCACACUUUAUUUAAUUGAAUGUGAUGUUUUUUUUAUUUAGGAUGAUCUCCAUAUGGUUAUCAGAAAACAACUUUCAAGCAACUCAGGAAAGUGAGUUGUGGCUUAAAUUUACUGCAGUCUUUUUCUGGCGAGGUUCAGAGUUGACUUUCACUAACGCUAACCAAUCAGAUGUGUUUGAUAUGUCUGAUUAACCAAUCAGAUGCGUUUUAUAUAUCUGACUAACCAAUCAGAUGCGUACUAAGCCAGUGAGAGGUGCGGUAGUGGAAAUCUAAUCUGAACCUCGCAAGGAACCAUUGCUAUCUUAAGGUCCAUUUCCACUCAAAAUUUUCCGCAGAAAGAAAAUUUGUAAAAUGUGAAAAUUUUGAACUUUUAACAAUGAUAUUUUUAGAAAAUUUUCUGUCCGUGGAAAUUUUUCUUGAGUGGGAAUGGGCCUUUAGACCUAUAGGGCCGUUCUGUUUUAUUUUCCCCUUUCCACUAGGAGAGAGCCAUAUAUGGCACUCCAGCAUUGCUAGUCUGGGAAUUGCAUGAGAUAUGUACUGUAUUUCCCUGAUAUGUAAGAGUGUUUUCUUACUUAUAUAGGUAUAAACGUAUUGGUAUCAUUGGUGCUAUAAUGAUUGUGCGAAGCAUGGCUAAACCCAGGUUGGUAUUUUAAGCAACCGCACUUUAUUUAUCUAUAAAUUCAGUAUAAAUUAUUACAAAUAGAUUAUAAUAGUUGUACAUGGCAGAAUAACAAGAGGGCACGAUGUUUCUUUCGCGGACAAAUUCUUAAAAUUGAAGAACCGUACAGGAUUCUCGCAAUAUUUGAGACAACCUAGUUUAUCAGUGAAUUGUCUCAAACGUGAUGGUCUAGUGUAGAUAGGUUUCUACAAUAAGUUUACGUGGUUUCACUGGUUUGUGUCUACCUGAGAAAGGCAUUAAAGACUGUUUGUGAUCCUUUAAAGGUGAUCUUUUUUCAGUGAGCUCUGACUAAAACCAACUCUUAUCUUUAUGAAUUGACUGUUUGCUCUAUUAUGUAUUUAACUAAAACAAUGUUUUGACUACUUUUAUAGUCCUGGGGAAGACACUCCAAUGGAUUCAAGUAGUUCACAACCAAUAAUUGUCAUGAACGAAAAACAAAAACAGGUAAGCAUAUAUUAACAUACCGUAAGAAAAUUAGGAAGUGAAAAAAAUACUGGUGGUCUACACUAUAGACCCAUUACAGCUAGUCCCGUGGGAAAAAUUUCUUAUCAAAUAAAAUUCAUUAUUCUCUUUAAUGAGUAGCAAUUUCAAGUUGUCUUCCAGAUGUCAUGCUUGAAAUAGUUUUAAGAUCAACUGCCAUGGGUCUAUAUAAAUUAGGAAACCUCAAUGCAAGGUGAUAUUAGAGAGAACAACAAUAAGAGCAACCAGGAUAAGAGACGAGCAAGAAUAGUAUGCAACAAGAACAGCAACGUAAUUCAUUUUGUUUUACACAGGUGGUCAGUUUGUUGGAUUUGGUCCGUAAUAGCAUCAAUCGUGUUCCCGAAGCGGCUGCGUUGUUUUACGACGAGCUGGCCAACGUUAUUGAGAAACGACAACUUGAUCCAAAAACCGAGGUAAAUUGUAUGAUGAUGGUGAUGAUGAUGUUGCAUGGUGGCGAUAUAAUGAUGGUGAUGGUGGUGAUGAUGAUGGUCAGUUGGUGGUGGUGGUCAGUUGGUGGGUGAUGAUGAUGUUGCAUGGUGGCGAUGAUGAGGUGGUGGUGAUGAUCAUGAUGAUGGUGGUGGUGAUGAUCAUGAUGAUGGUGGUGGUGAUGUUGGUGGCAGUGGUGAUGGUGAUGAUGAUGAUGAUGGUAAUGAUUAUGAUGGUGAUUAUGAUGGUUAGUGAUGGUGGCAGUGGUGAUGAUGGUGAUGGUGGCAAUGGUGAUGAUGAUUAUGAUGGUAAUGAUGAUGAUGGUUAGUGAUGGUGGCAGUGGUGAUGGUGAUGAUUAUGAUGGUGAUUAUGAUGGUUAGUGAUGGUGGCAGUGGUGAUGAUGGUGGCAAUGGUGAUGAUGAUUAUGAUAGUGAUUAUGAUGGUUAGUGAUGGUGGCAGUGGUGAUGGUGAUGAUUAUGAUGGUGAUUAUGAUGGUUAGUGAAGGUGGCAAUGAUGAUGAUGAUGCUCCUUAAUGUUUUCCAGGCUUGGAUCAGUGAGACGGUUGUUGGCGAUUUUCAAGAUGACUUUUUGAUCGACUUGGAAACAGGAUUACCGAAGUAUAUUUAUCAAUUUGUAUGAUUUAGUUUCCACUUAUUCAAUUUUAUCUUUUGCUAAAUAUUUUUAUAUUUUUCCUCAUCACAGAAGUGGACUACCCGUCGAUUUUGUCGGCGCCCUUGACGAUGCCGAAGAGGGCUGUAUUGCCUUUAACUUGGUUACUUUGUUAAUCAACUAUUCCAGUAAAUCAUCAAGGUAUAUAUGUUGUUGUAUUAAGCUGCCAAAUUUUUUAUUGUUACUUCAGUAAGCAUUAAAGGACAGCAGAUGGGGGCAAUUUUAGAAAUGCUGACACUUAUAUAUAGGAAGAAGCAAAUUAAACCACGUAUCUCAAUGUUAUUCAUUUGAGUCAACUACUACAAGACUACUGCAUAUAAUGAAAAAAAUAAACAUUAUUCUCUCACUUGAUAACUGCUUGUUGCCCAUCGUCUGCUGCACGAUAGUGCUUAAUGGCGAUAAUCGGGUAUUAUCUUUAGAGGAAUCUCGCCAUUUCUUAUAUGUCAACUUUGUUCUCUAUCUGUUUUAGUUCCAAAACUGUCGCUCCUGUUUGCUCGGCACCUCACUUCCGUCUAUUGCGAAUUUGUGAACAGAAUCGAAACAAAGGAGGACUGGACGGAAUCGACGCAUUGUUAGGUGAGGAUUGAAUAUUCAUCCUCUAAAUCUCUAAUGUUUUUGGUCUUUUAAGGCCGGAUCAAACGAUGAUGAGAGUGCAUGAGAGUUGGCAGUCACGCGACUGCUUUAGGCUUUACAAUCCGUCGGGUCAAAUUCCACAUUAACACAAGGGCGGAUUUUCGUUUAUUUAAAAGGAGGGGUAGAAAAAUUUCUGGUGGGGUGCAAGCGGCACCACUCAGUGAGCUUUGGCAGGGGUUAAGCGUUUGGGUUAAAGCCUUUCACAUAUAAUAGGAGGCGUGAAGCGUAAUUUUGGUGGGGUUGAACACUUUAUUAGAGGGGUUAGAGAGAUUCUGGGGGGGUUAACCCCCCAAUCUAAUAUUCUCCCAAUCCUAUUUCCAAUCAUAACCAUUAUCUUAUCCCUAACCCUUCAGUAAUCGUACUUUAUCCUAUGCCAAACCUUAGCAGUUGUCUUAACCCUGUUCAAUUCUCCUUCAACUUCUCUAAUUAUUCUUUUCUUUCAUGCAAGGCUGUCCUGUAGUGAUGUUUAAAAUGGAGGAGGUUAUGGAAACAUUCAGUAAACUAAGUGUUCCAGACAGAGAGCUUGUUUGUAGUUCAUUGUUUUACUGUUUAAACUGGUACAGAGAGGUGAGUGAUGAUGUCUGGGAGGUGGGUGAUGAUGUCUGGGAGGUGGGGCUGAUGUCUGGGAGGUGGGUGAUGAUGUCUGGCUGGGAGGUGGUGGAUGACGUCUGGGAGGUGGAUGAUGAUGUCUGGGACAUGGGGGAUGAUGUCUGAGAGGUGAGUGAUGAUGUCUGGGAGGUGGGUGAUGAUGUCUGGGAGGUGGGUGAUGAUGUCUGGGAGGUGGGUGAUGAUAUCUGAGAGGUUGUUGAUGAUGUCUGGGAGGUGGGUGAUGAUGUCCGGGAGGUGGGUGAAGACAUCAUCACCCACCUUCCAGACAUCAUUACCCACCUCCCAGACAUCAUCAACCAGGGUGGUGAUGUCUGGGAGGUGGGUAAUGAUGUCUGGGAGGUGCGUGAUGACAAUGAUCUCGAAUCAUAAGAGCUAACCAAAGGUAGAAGGAGGGUAUGGUUACACAAGUUCUUCUUUAUCUCUUCCAGUUGAUCAAUGCGUUCUCAAGUGAAACAGAUCCAGAAAUGAAAGGGAAAACACUAAGUCGUAUUCAAAACAUAACAACUUUACAAAAUUCGUUGGAACAAUGCUUGAAAGGUAAAGAACAUUUCCUUUGCAAACUUUUUAAAAGAAACAAUCCAAGACAGGCUGGCGAGAAUCAACACUAAAAGAUUACUCAGAUUUGAAAUAUGUUAUUAUUUGAUUUAGAAACACCGACAUUCCUCCCACCGCUAGUUCACUUUGACACGGACGAGAACAUGUGGAAGUCUACAACUGCUUCAAAAGCAACUGGAAAGAGAACUCGCGCUGGAAAUUCAAAGUAUUUUUAAUUGUCUUUUUCAUUACAUACAGACGGUUGUCAGCUUCAGAAAUGUUGACAUUUAAGAGGACGAGCAAAUUAAAUGGUACAUGAGUACAUGUACAUGACACAUGAGUACUCUCAUCUGUACAUUCAUAACUCGUUCACAUCCAUCAGAAGAACCUAAAUCUCAGCAAAAAUUGCAAGUGUAAACGAGCUUUAAUACAUAGAAUGAGAAUAAUAAACAUUAUUUUCUCACUCUGAUAACAGCAGGUUGACCACCAUCUGUUGCAUGAUAGAACUUUAGUUAGCUAUCACUGAAUUAGUAUUACCGUUCAUAUAGCCAUAAUUUGUAUUAAAUAUUUUAUUCUAUAGAAAUAAAAAAAAUGAGAAUGACCAUGACAGGACUAUGGACGAGGUAAAUGGCAAAAUACGAAGUUCAUUUUCGAUGAAAUGAUCCCGAAAGGGAAUUUUCUAAAUUUUCUUUAUUUUAUAUCAAGUACAUCGAGAAAGACAAAGACGAUGCGACGGUUAUUGAGGAGAAGAAGGAAAAAAGAAAUUCAAUAUCCGGUGUCCUUAAUUCAUCAAAAUACCGAGCCUGCUUCAGGUAAAGUAAAGUCCACGCACUUUUGCUUUGACACUAAAAUAUGUAAGUAUUGUGAGAAAUUUUGAACCACAUACGCAUUGGUUCCGCACUGAUAAUACAUUUCAUUGCAGAGAAUUGGAUCUGAAUGUUUUUGAGAUUCUCAAAUGUGGAUUGGUCUCCAAAGCAGUACUUGAUUCAAAUAUGAAUACAGAGGUACUGGUUUAUCAUUGAACUGCAUUGAUUGAUAUAAGGAUAUGAUAUUUUACUUCAAGGGUAAGAAACCAUUGUAUUGAACAUGGAAAUUGAACCAUGUUUUAUUUUUCAGAAAAAAGAAAUCCUGCAGUUACAAGCACCUGAACUGUAUUUCCUCCUCGAUGAUCUCGGUAACAAACUGGAGUACUCUCUGUCUUCUGCAAAAGCAUCUUUUUUAUGGGUAAUGUUUCACAUAGACAUUCGUGCUCUUGACAUACACACGUAUAAACGCACAAGUUGUUACAAGUCUGCAAACAAGUUAUUACAAAUCUUUUCACAAGCUGUCAACAAGUUGUGUUUGCACUGCUUGUUCCCAGUUGUUGUAACAAGUUUGGAUCAAACUGUUAACAACUUGUAACAAGCUUGAUGGCAUUAUCAGACUUGUCACAAUGUUGUUCUAACAAGUCUGUUAAAGUCAUGAUAAACAAGAAUGUUACAAGGUUGACGACACAAGGUUGUAACAAUACUGCUUGGAACAAUCUUGUAACAAGCCUGAUAAUAUCAACAAGGUUGUUACAAAUUGUUAACAGCUUGUUCCAAACUUGUUGACAACUUGUGACAAGCAGUGCGAAGAUUUUGCGUGUGUAUAAUUUGAUGAAAACAUCUAACCAAUUAUAUUUCACCCAUACAGCUUCACCAAGAUAAACAAGUUGGGUUUUCACAUCUUGCACAAAAGACAGCCGUGGAAAUUAUCAUUUACGUUCUGAGUUUGUUGCCCGAUCUCUGUCAACAUUUGGAAGCUACCAGCGCGUUCUUUCAGGAUCUGACAGAUCAAAAUGAUGGCGUGAUUGAUGGACCUGGAAGCGAUAGUGAGGAAGCAAAACUAAUGGCCUCCUGUUUCGAACGUUUGUUUUACUGCAUGGUCCAAUUUUUCUCAUGGUAAUGUAUUGGAUUCUGAUAUUUUUGUGUGUGUUUUGAUGUUAAUAUGUUAUGUACUCAGGUGUAUAUAAUGUUUUUGAUGUUACUCUGAGUGUACAUCCACACCGGGCAAGCUGAAAAGUUAGCCUGACUACGGUGGGAAUCGAACCCGCGACCUUUGGGAUACUAGUCCAAUGCUCUGCCAUCUAGUAUCCUGGGUUCGAUUCCCACCGUGGUCAGGCUAACUUUUCAGCCUGCCCGGUGUGAAUACACACUCAGAGUAACAUCAAAAACAGUAUUUGAUUCUGGGGGUUUUUUGUGUCACAGUGGUUAAUGCAUGUACCUUUCAUCUCCGACCGAAUUUCGAUUUCUGCAGUUUGCAGUUUUCUGUUUAAAAUUCAAUCACAAGUCAGAAGAAUGCUUCCAGUUUGACCCUGCCAAACAACUCAGGUUUUCUCUGGGGAGUCCGGUUUCUUUCUGUAGUAACACUGGACCAAUACGUGUUUGUCCUUACUGGAUCUGUAGGAGAACAGUUUAGAACUGAUGGGCGGAGCUAUCCACCACAAACAUACCUGCUCAGUUUUUUGAGUGGGUGCUUAACUGUCAAUGCAUGAUGCUUAGAACUUCAGUAAAUAAAAUCGAAUCAGUUUGGCAGAAUAACAACCUAUGUAUGCACUUAUGUUGUCAGGUUGGACUUCCGGUAAAAAAUGUUUUGAUUUUCUGUUAGGUCUGGUUUUAACGCUGCAUGCAACAAAAGUCAUCUCAAAGCUGCGUUUGUCAUUUUAUGUUCGAGAACUAAGGUUUCCAAGAAAUCACAGCCUGGGUUCCAGGAACUUGUCAGGUAAUCAAUAUUGUGGGUGAUUGAUUAUUAUUGCUUGAUUGAUUGAAUGGAAUGAAUGAUUUAUUAAUUAAUUGAUUAAUUAUUUAUCACUUUCGAUAUAGCCAAGCUUUUCGAUAUUUCGAACAGUUCUCUGGAACGCUUCCUUCAAUUGGGACAGCAGUCACUUUGGUCAAGUUACUAACUGCAAUAAAAAAUAAAUCUGAUAAAGACACUACAGCGUUAUCAGUAUGUAAGUAGAAUAUGUGGAUAAGGUCUCUUUGAGCGGCUUUCCUUCAUCUCUUCUUGUUUGUGUCCAAAUACAUUGUCUAUCACCCUACAUCUUCUUUUGGUCUCUUCAUUCCAUAAUGUCUGUGACUGGCUCUCCUUCAUCUCUUCUUAUUACCUGUCCAUACCAUCCUAGCCUUGCUUCCCUCACCUUUCCUGUAAUGUCUACCACCCUACAUCUUCUUCUGAUCUCUUCUUUCUGACUGGCUCUCCUUCAACUCUUCUUAUUACAUGUCCAUAUCAUUACUGCCUUCCAUUCCUCAUCUUGUCUGCAAUGUCUACCACCUCACAUCUUCUGAUCUCUUAAUUCUAUAAUGUCUCUGAAUGGCUGUCCUUCAUCUUUUCUUAUUAUGUGUCCAUAUCAUCUCAGAAAGCAAGACAAGCAGCCCUAUGGCCAAUGGAAUGUCUGUUCGUAUCUCUUUCUUCCAUCAUUCAGCCUCUCUUAUCAGAUAAUAUAGAGGUUCAGAUUUGAGUACCGUUACCUCUAACUGGCUCAAUACGCAUUUGAUUGAUUAAUCGAAUAUAUCAAAUACAUCUGAUUGGUUAAUCGAAUAUAUCAAACACAUCUGAUUGGUUGAUGGUCCCUUGAUGGUAGCGGUAGUGGAAGUCAAAUGUGAACCUGUAUAUUGUUUUUAUCCAGCAUCAAUAUGUGGCGAGUUUCUCAAACGAGAAUGGCUACAGCCGGACGGACAGAGGGAACAAGGAUCCAAAUACAAUGAAAAUCUACAAUAUUUGCUACGGUACGUUUAAGCACCAUCGUGCAGCAGAUUGUGGUCAACUUUCAGUAAUGUUAACUCUUUUCUUUAUACUUAUGUUGUAAUCUUGUAUUUGGAGGAAAAUUACUAUGGAACUGGGAGAUUUAGAUAAAUUACGCUCUUAUUAAUGUCAGCAUUUCCAACGUUGACCACCAUCUCCUGAACUGAGCCAUCAAAGUCUCAUGAGGAAUCCUCAUCAGGGUCAUCAUCUACCUAUACUAUCCAGGCUCGUGGUUGGUUGAUCAUAACAAUGAAAGACAAUAAAACUAUAGAAAUCGUCUUUCGAAAGAACGAGUCACGAACAAUGAUCAUUUUUGUUUCUGAAAGUCAGUCACAAAACAUGAUCAUUUUAGGUAGAUCUUUACCCCCCUCAUCAUGAAGAAACCUACGUGAGAACCUUGAUGAUAAUUUAAUUGUUUCGUAAAUAUAGGCAUCAUAUUCUCCGUGCAAAUGACCCUUCUGCCGUUAUUGAAAGUAUAACCACUGGUGCUUUUGCUGAACUACUGGACGAAAAGAAUGUGUGUACGGCCUCGACUACGUUGCCUACUUUAACCAGGUAAACUCAAGACAGAUUUAACAAUUUGCUAUUGUUUAUUAAUUUGCCCAAAAAUUCAUGAUUAACGCUGUAGUGCAUUGCACUUAAUUACUAAAUUAUGUUUCAUUCAUUUCCAGGCCAUCAUUUCCAACAUUUUAUAAAACCAUAUUAGAUUGUCUCGUAACGUACUUCAAGAAUUCUCUGUCCGUGCCGAUGAAACGUUCGGAUUCAUUGGAGGUUGGUUGUUUGGCAGUGCUAUCCAGUUGAAAUAACACAGUUUAGAGUAGGCAAUUUCAGCUAGAGACUAAAUUUUGAUCUAGGCAAGAAGAACAAAAUCUAUCACCACAGCUAGAAAGAGCAUGGUAAAAUUAGUAAAAUUGCAAAGUUUGGCAUGCUCUUUCUAGCUGUGGUGAUGGAUUUUGUUCUUCUUGCUGAGAUCAAAAUUUAGUCUCUAGCUGAAACCAUCUAUUGACAGACAUUGAGAUCUAUCUAGUACAUUCGACAUCUAUCUAUGAAAGUACCAGCCUAUUCGACAUCUAUCUAGUAAAAAUAAAGAUAUAGUUUUUUUUAAUGUAAAAGGAAAUCUUUUGAUAUUCCUACAGGUGAAAAAGGAUAGACUGGUGGUCAUCAAUGUGGCUGUGAGGUUGUUUCAUGUUUUAGUCAAUCUUGCAAAGGUAAAAUUAGUUUGACAUGGAAGCUGUAAUGCUUUGUGUCUGAACUACCUGAAAAAGACUACCGACACUUUCAAAACAAAGUUUCCUGUGAAGGCCUUGUUUUAGAAGUUGGUCAUACAGCUCCUGACCAAGGUAUUUCGCUCGGAACAUGAAAUGUUUUAAAUCAUUUUCAGGAUGGUUAUGACACAAACCACGACAGCUUAUCCCUUGCCUAUUUUAAUAAUUGGGAGGGUUGUAAUGGCUGACAGACACAUUAAACUUGUACUUUCAGGCUUUUGAACACAGAUCAGUGCUAGGAGCAGCGCUAAAGGUGACGUUCAAUUGUAAACUGAGUAAAACUUGUAGAUCAAUUUGGUUAUGUACAGUUCCCCCCAAAAUAGAAAAUUUUGUCCAUUUUUGUUGUAGUAUGGUCGAUUUUUUGUUGAGGCGUUCGUGAGUCUUGGCAUGCCAGCGUUAGAUGAUAUGCUUCGUACCAGCAAGGUUAGCUUGAUGUAAUUUAAUUCAUUGAUCUUAUUGAUUCAUUAAUUGACUGAUUGAUCAAUUCUAAUUAACAAUUAAUUAUUCUAAUUAAUUGAUUCAUCAAGUCUUCCCAUUCUUAAUUAGGAUGACAUUCAUGGUUUGUUAAAAGUUUUCCAACAAAGUACGCGAAGUCUUCAACAUUUUUGUGGCCAUUCAAAGGUAAAAAACUUUUGACUUUUUUACACUUGCUUUUCCAAUCCAUAUCUAAGAAUAUCACUUUUUGCACAGGUCACUAAAGAUAUUUCAUUGACAAAUCAUGUUCCCGCGCUUAAAAAGUCUCUGGAAACUUUUGUAUUCCGAGUCAAGGUAUGGUUGGGUAUUCGAUACACUAUUGUUUAUCAAAAUUUUAUGUGAAGGCCAUCCCUUACAACUGCUCUUGUCUUUGAUAUCCUCCCCAGGCCAUGUUGGCGGUGAACCAGUGCCAUGAAGCAUUCUGGAUAGGAAAUCUGAAGAAUCGCGAUCUACAAGGCCAGGAGAUAGUAUCCCAACAAUCAAUGCGAGAUCGGGAGGAGGAGCAAGAAGAGCCUGAGGAAGAGGAAGAUGAUGACGACGAGAAUAGGGUAAGAGCCUGGGUACUAGGUUGAGUCAUCGACGCAAUUUAUUCUAUUAGAAGGAUCAUCCAUCAGGACGCAUUUAUCUUAACAGAAGGAAACCUUAACUAAACUAACUUUAUUUAUACUGGAUAGCAUUAUCAGUUCUAAACUGUUCUUCCUAGAGAUCCAGUAAGCGUCAUCUCUUAUUGAUCCAGUGUUACCACAGAAGGAAACCUAAACUAAACUAACUUUAUUUAUACUGGAUAGCUCUAUCAGUUCUAAACUGUUCUUCCUAGAGGUGCAGUAAGGAUCAUCUCUUAUUGAUCCAGUGUUACCACAGGAGGAAACCUACUGUAAUUUAAACUGACCUUUUGUUUACUGGAUAGCACUAUCGGUUUUAAACUGUUCUCUCUAGAGGUUUAGUUAAGAUCGUCCAUUGUUCAUCCCGUGUGUAACUACAGAAGAAAACUCAAAUACUGGGAGAAAACCUGCAAUGUUUGGUGGAAUCAAACUGGAAGCAUUCUUCUCACAAAAUUAUAAUCAGACAAAUUCACAUUGCAGGAAUCUAACCUUAGUCAUAGAGAUGAAAGACAAAUUCACUAACUACUCAAAGUGUUAAUAAGUGAGGAAAUGUUUUAUUUUGUAUUUUAACAGAGCAAUGAUGAUGAAGAAAGUAACGUUGGUGGUGAUAAAGGUAUAGUAUUUUCACGAAAACUUUUCAAUAUUCAACUUUUUUCCCGUCUGUAGCCAUUAUAGAUGGGUUUCUUUAAUUAAGCUUUAUCGUGCAGCCAAUGAUAGUGAAUCUGCAAUUAUCCGAGUGAUGAAAUCGUUUUAAUUCUUUGUCUGUAUGUAAUAGUCAUAUUUGGAGUCAAAUUGAAUUUGUCAAUUACCGAAUUUUGCUUUGCCGUUCAAUAUGGUUCAAAUAAAUGUCAAUAAUUCCGAAGUUCACUUCCAUAUGCUCAUGGAAACCCAUCGAUAAGAUCGAUUCACGUAAAAACUUGGCCUGCUUCACUGAAUAAGAAUUUUUACUUUACAAUUUUUACAAAAUUUUUUUACAGUAUUAAAUACUGAAGCUAUUUAAUACUUUAGCUAUUUGCUCGAAUUGUCGAAGCACUUGCCGAGCAAAUGUUAAAGAAUUAUUAAAGAUCAAAAGUCUGCAAAUAUCGUCUUUUAUUUACUUUCAUCAUGGAUAAUAAAAUAAAUUUUACAAUCCAUGCUUUCAUUUAUUUCAACAGGCGAUCAAGAUGAGGAUGACGAAUCGUGUAGCGAAAGUUUUUAGACUGGAGUUAAAAAUCGCUUGCCUGAAAGAAAUUUGAUUAGAAUUUAUAUUAACAAUAAAGAUUAUAUAUAUUUUAUUUUAUCAAUGUAACAGAUCAUAUUAUAUAUAAACAUGUGCACAUUAAUUCUAGGAAUUCCCCGCUGACAAUGCGAAUAUAAUCGUCUGGCGUUAGUAAUAUGGUGGGACCACUGAUCAUGUAAAGUUUCAAUUUUCAAGCACAUCUACUGAGUCUCAGAGCAGAAAUCUACAAAAAAAUUUAAGAUACUAGCUACAUGCACAUAAACUUUUACUGUAAAACUACAGUAUUUUAUCGUGUCUUUUUCUGUCAAUUAUUUUGAUAGUCUACUUUGAUAGCCUGUUUUGAU